Messenger RNA from Vollenhovia emeryi, 3453 nucleotides. It is a transcript of the gene DNApol-delta, whose product is annotated as DNA polymerase delta catalytic subunit. The transcript is spliced from 13 exons. Bases 148 to 3429 code for a protein of 1093 amino acids. Gene Ontology annotation, molecular function: 3'-5'-DNA exonuclease activity; nucleotide binding; DNA-directed DNA polymerase activity. Gene Ontology annotation, biological process: DNA replication proofreading; base-excision repair, gap-filling; DNA-templated DNA replication. The record is from RefSeq and is a predicted model, not a curated record. Gene Ontology annotation, cellular component: delta DNA polymerase complex. Lineage: Eukaryota; Metazoa; Arthropoda; Insecta; Hymenoptera; Formicidae.
CAACACCCGUUGUCAAGUUAGCUUGGUGAACCAACCAAUGGGAUCAGUACCGUUCCCGCCUUUCUGUGUUUAAUCGAUGAGCAUCGCGGCAUUCGCGGCUCCGUGCUUUAUGUUUUUGUAGAAGCAUCACUUGUCACGACUGGAGACAUGAGUAAAGUAAAUCGAAAACCGUUUUCGACACCCUCGGCGGCGAAGAAGCCCAAGUUUAGUAGGGACGAAGAUGAGGAGACGCCUAGUUCGUUUGAGACAGAACUGGCCACUAUGGAUCUUGCAGAUGAUGAUUUUCUCGAUGAGACUCUCUUAAUCGGAGAAGGACCCGAACAAGAAAAUACAUCUGCAAAGUGGAGCAGAGCUCCACCGCCACCUUUGAAUCCAAAAAUUGAUACGCUGACAUUCCAGCAAAUUGAAAUUGACCAUUACAUAGGUAAACCCCUUCAUGGAAUGCCAGGUAGUAAAAUAGGACCUGUACCGAUAAUUAGGAUGUUUGGCGUUACGGAGCAAGGAAAUUCCGUCUGUUGUCACGUCCAUGGCUUUUGCCCGUACCUGUUCGUAUCAGCGCCAUCGAAUUUCACAAACAAUCAUUGUAAACUAUUUAAAGAAGCCCUUAAUCAAGCUGUGAAGAAGGAUAUGAAAUCAAAUCCAGAUAACAUACAAGACGCCAUCCUAGCAGUCGAAUUGGUCUACAAACAGUCAGUGUAUGGAUACGGAGGGAACGACAAAUUGCCAUUCUUGAAAAUUACAGUAGCAGUUCCAAAAUUGAUAGCACCUUGCAAGAGAUUAUUAGAACAAGACACGGUUUAUACCGCGUUUAAUUAUCAUUACAGAGCAUUUGAAAGUAACAUCGACUUUGAUAUCAGGUUCAUGGUUGAUACAUCAGUUGUCGGCUGUUCUUGGAUCGAAUUAGUACCAGGAAACUGGAAAUUACGUGGCCAGCAUGGGCACAUGUUAGAACUGACUACACGAUGCCAGCUGGAAGUGGAUGUUGCAUGGGAUGCUUUUGUGGCUCAUGCUCCGGAAGGAGAAUGGUCAAAAGUAGCACCGUUCAGAAUUCUCAGUUUCGAUAUCGAGUGCGCUGGACGCGAAGGUAUCUUUCCUGAAGCGAAACAUGACCCCGUGAUACAAAUCGCCAAUAUGGUCAUAAGGCAGGGCGAGCCCGAACCAUUUUUGAGAAAUAUUUUCACCCUCGAUACUUGCGCGCCUAUCGUCGGUUCCCAGGUUCUGAGUUUUGACAAAGAAAGUUUAAUGUUAGAGAAAUGGGCUGACUUUGUGCGACAAUCAGAUCCUGACAUUUUCACUGGAUAUAACAUAAACAAUUUUGACUUUCCGUAUUUAAUUAAUCGCGCGCAGCAUCUCAAUGUUAAGAAUUUCAACUUCCUCGGUCGAAUAAAAAACAUAAAGUCUGUGAUCAAGGAUCAUGUACUGCAAAGUAAACAGAUGGGUCGUCGUGAGAACAAAUCGAUUAAUUUUGAAGGGAGAGUCCCGUUCGAUUUAUUACUGGUACUGGUCCGAGAUUAUAAACUGAGAUCUUACACCUUGAACGCGGUGUCGUAUCAUUUCCUGCAAGAACAAAAAGAAGAUGUCCAGCAUAAGGAUAUUACGGGAUUACAAAACGGCAAUGCGCAGACACGUCGACGUCUGGCUGUAUACUGUUUGAAAGACGCCUACUUACCACUUAGACUAUUGGACAAGCUAAUGUGUAUUAUUAUCUAUAUGGAAAUGGCGAGAGUUACGGGAGUAUCCAUUUCCAGCUUGUUGACUCGCGGGCAACAAAUCAAAGUUGUUUCUCAACUUCUACGUAAGACUAAGGAAAAGGAUUACUUGAUGCCAACGCAUCAGGGCCGCGGUACCGACGAGCAAUUCGAAGGUGCGACUGUCAUCGAACCUAAGCGUGGCUACUACAAUGAUCCAAUAGCUACUUUGGAUUUCAGUUCCUUGUAUCCUAGUAUUAUCAUGGCGCACAAUUUAUGUUACACGACGUUAUUAACCGUUGCUAAAAAGAAGGAGCUCAAUAUUCCGGAGGAUCAAAUUACUGCAACUCCCAGUAAUUCGUUAUUUAUUAAGAGCACCGUAAGAAAAGGGAUCCUUCCGGAGAUUUUGGAAAAUUUAUUAGCGGCCAGGAAGAAAGCAAAGACAGAGUUGAAGCAAGAAACGGAUCCACUGAAGCAAAAAGUACUCGAUGGUAGGCAAUACGCUUUGAAAGUGUCGGCAAAUUCCGUGUAUGGUUUCACGGGUGCGCAGAUGGGAAAGUUACCAUGCUUGGAAAUAUCUGCUAGCGUCACCGCUUAUGGACGCGCUAUGAUAGAACAAACGAAGCAAGAAGUGGAGGAUCGCUUUCGAAUAGAAAAUGGAUACAAAAACGAUGCGAUAGUCAUAUACGGCGACACCGAUUCCGUGAUGGUAAAGUUCGGCGUGAAAUCUAUAGAAGAUGCGAUGAAACUCGGUAAAGAAGCAGCCGAAUACGUGACGUCUAAAUUCAUCAAGCCUAUAAAACUGGAGUUCGAGAAGGUGUAUUUCCCGUAUCUCUUAAUCAACAAGAAACGGUAUGCUGGCCUGUAUUUCACGAAGCCCGACAAGUACGACAAGAUGGAUUGCAAAGGUCUCGAAACGGUGCGCAGAGAUAAUUGUCCACUGGUAGCGAACAUGAUGAAUACCUGUUUGCAAAUAUUGCUUAUCGAAAGAAAUCCACGUGCCGCCGUGGACUAUGCCAAACAGGUCAUCAGCGAUCUCCUGUGUAAUCGAAUCGAUCUGUCUCAAUUAGUCAUCACGAAGGAACUGACAAAGACAGAUUACGCGGCGAAGCAAGCGCACGUCGAGCUGGCGGCGAAGAUGAAGAAACGGGAUGCCGGAAACGCGCCGAAGCUUGGCGACCGAGUGGCGUACGUGAUUACAAGCGCGGCUAAAGGCACACCGGCGCACCAGAAGGCGGAAGAUCCCGUGUACGCGUUGCAGAACAGUAUCCCAAUAGAUACGACCUAUUAUCUGGAGAAUCAAUUGGCGAAACCUCUCGUGCGUAUCUUCGAACCUAUCCUCGGUGAGAAGGCAGAGUCGCUUCUGCUGAAGGGAGAUCACACGCGCACGAGAUGCAUCGCCACCUCGCAAGUCGGAGCGCUCGCGGCUUUCACGCGUAAAAAGGAGACCUGUUUGGGUUGUAAAUCCGUUUUACCGCCGGACAGGGAAGACAAGGCGGUGUGCAAGCAUUGCGAGCCGAAAGAGGCCGAGCUAUUCCACAACGAGUUACAGGCCCAGCAUAAGCUGGAAGAGAAGUUCUCCAGAUUGUGGGCGGAAUGCCAGAGGUGCCAAGGGAGUCUUCACCAAGAAGUUAUAUGCUCCAACCGUGACUGCCCGAUAUUUUACAUGAGGGUGAAAUCUCGAAUAGACAUGGCUGCGAAAAUCAAGCGAAUCCAAAAGUUUGGUGUUCCGGAAUGGUAGUGAAAAGAGCGAUCAACAUCUCGC